This is a messenger RNA of Papilio machaon (common yellow swallowtail), 2010 nucleotides long. RefSeq names its product NADP-dependent malic enzyme. Bases 16 to 1959 code for a protein of 647 amino acids. The transcript has 13 exons. The record is from RefSeq and is a predicted model, not a curated record. Gene Ontology annotation, cellular component: mitochondrion. Gene Ontology annotation, biological process: malate metabolic process; pyruvate metabolic process. Gene Ontology annotation, molecular function: NAD binding; malate dehydrogenase (decarboxylating) (NADP+) activity; malate dehydrogenase (decarboxylating) (NAD+) activity. Lineage: Eukaryota; Metazoa; Arthropoda; Insecta; Lepidoptera; Papilionidae.
UUCGAUUUUUUAAAAAUGGAAUUUGUCAACCGUAAAGUCAAAUCGGUCGCCAAAAUUGACGUGUGUCAAAUGAAUGGCGCGGACCGUUCUUACAAAAUUAAGAGGAGCGAGACCGCGAUGAGUCCAGCGCCCCCCUCGCUGCAAAACAAAAGCAGCACGCUGCAAGCCGACGGCAGGCAGUCGACCGCGACUAUUGGAAGCAAGUGUACGCAUAGCGAAAUGGAGCGCGAUCGUAUCGGAGUAUGGGGCUGCGGAGACGGCCAGUCCGCCGGCAAAGUCUCCGGUCUAGACCGGCUCAAACAUCCCGGUCUGAACAAGGGCUUGGCAUUCACUAUUGAGGAGCGUCAGGCGCUGGGCAUCCACGGGUUGCUGCCAGCCAGGGUCAAGAGCCAGGAGGAGCAGGUGCAGUUGUGCAAGCUCUCCAUCGAGCGAUAUGAGGACCCUCUCAACAAAUACAUCUAUCUUAUGGGCUUACUUGACCGCAAUGAGCACUUAUUCUACCGCUUCGUUGGCGAGAAUGUGGCGGACUUGAUGCCCAUAGUGUACACGCCGACUGUGGGCCUGGCCUGCCAGAAGUACGGUCUGGUGUACCGCCGGCCGCGCGGUCUCUUCAUCACCAUACACGACAAGGGACACGUCUACGAUAUAUUGAAGAACUGGCCGGAGACGGACGUACGCGCUAUCGUGGUGACGGACGGGGAGCGUAUCCUGGGUCUGGGCGACCUGGGCGCGUGCGGGAUGGGCAUCCCCGUGGGCAAGCUGGCGCUCUACACCGCGCUCGCCGGCAUCAAGCCCCACCAGUGUCUGCCCAUCACUAUUGAUGUGGGCACGAACAAUGAGACGAUGUUAAAAGACCCGCUGUACAUCGGUCUGCGACAACGUCGUGUGCGCGGCGCCGCCUACGACGAGCUGAUCGAGGAGUUCAUGCAGGCGGUGGUGCGCCGCUUUGGACAGAACUGUCUCGUGCAGUUCGAGGACUUCGGCAACGCUAACGCCUUCAGGCUGCUCGAGAAGUACCGCGGCAGGUACUGCACAUUCAACGACGACAUCCAGGGCACGGCGGCGGUGGCUGUGGCGGGUCUUCUCGCCAGUCUGCGUCUCACAGGCAACAAGCUCGCAGACAAUACAUUCGUAUUCCAGGGAGCUGGAGAGGCGUCGCUGGGUAUCGCGGAGUUGUGUGUGAUGGCCAUGAAGGCUGAGGGUGUCUCCGAAGAGGAGGCGAGGUCUCGCAUCUGGAUGGUCGACUCUAAGGGUCUGAUAGUGCGCAACCGGCCCGAGGGCGGCCUCAACGAGCACAAGGAGAAGUUUGCGAAGGAUUGCCCUCCCAUCCGCACGCUGGAGGAGGUCGUCAACACUGCCAAGCCCUCCGUACUCAUCGGCGCAGCUGCAAUCCGCGGCGCGUUCACUCCGGCGAUACUGCGCGCGAUGGCGGACAACAACCCGCGCCCCGUCGUGUUCGCUCUCUCCAACCCCACCAGCAAGGCCGAGUGUACCGCCGAGGAGGCCUACGCCAACACUGAUGAGCGCGCGAUCUUCGCAUCAGGUUCGCCAUUCCCCGAUUACCGUACAAAGGACGGGCGCGUGUUGAGGCCGGGUCAGGGCAACAACUCCUACAUCUUCCCCGGUCUCGCACUCGGCAUACUGUGCGCGGGACUCGUUGAUGUCUCUGAGGACUUCAUGCUGCUCGCCGCUGAGGCGCUGGCUGAGAUCGUAUCAGAAGAUGAUCUGGAGCACGGCAGUCUGUAUCCUCCGCUCAAGGACAUACAGAACUGCUCCGUCAAGAUCGCCAAAAAGAUUGUAGACCACGCGUAUGAAACUGGCAAGGCGCAAGUUCAGCCGCAGCCAUUGAACACGGAGGAGUUCAUCCGCGCGCAAAUGUACUGCUCCAAGUACGAGCCCGCGCUCCCGCCGCGAUACGUCUGGCCCAGCGACACCGCGCCCCGCGUCGACCUCGUCUAGUGCCUCACACCGCGCCUCACACGUCUCACACCGCGCCUCACACGUCUCACA